CGAAUACUGACACAUGUCAAAAUAUAGAACACAUGGUAGUUCUUGAUAAGUUUUAAAUAAAUUAUAAAAUUUGUGUUUUUUUUUAGAUUAAGUUCAAGUGUAAUUUUUAUUCAGAAUGUCUGAUGUACCAGAUCUUAGUUCAGACGAAGAACACUUCGAGGAGGAUGAAUGGCAAGAAAUGGAAACUAGUGAUAUGUCUGUAACGUGUUUAUUUUGUCCUAAGGUUUUCCCAGCUAUAGAUGAAAGUGUUGUUCAUUGCGAACUUGUACAUGGAUUCAAUUUAAGUAUAUUAAAAGUGAGAUUUAAUAUGGACUGCUAUUCGUACAUUAAAUUGAUUAACUAUGUGAAAACUCUUAAACCGAGUCCUGAGGCCAUCAUGAAUGCCGACAAACCUUUGUGGAAUGAUGAAUUAUACUUAAAACCCGUGGAUAACGACGAGUGGUUAAUGUACGACUUUGAUUCUGUUACUGAUAAGUCAAAUUCACCCAAAUCCUAUCAUGCGAACGUCGAAAAUGGUUUGGUUACCCUGUCACAGGAACAUUUCUCGGAACUUCAAAGAACGAUACAAAAGCUAACUGAACAGUUAAAAGACAGUCAAACCCAUCUUCAGAUGGCUAAAGAAGAUAUGGGCAAAAUGCAAAAUUCUAUGAAAUGUCUUGUAGAUGGUGACACAAACAAUGUCACAAAAUUGACAGAUAGCUGUGUCAUUGUUGACUGUGUAUCAAAAGUGCCUCUGGAAUGUGAUGAGGGCUACUUCAAUAGUUAUGCUCAUUUUGGAAUUCAUUAUGACAUGUUGUCAGAUAAGGUUCGCACAGAAAGCUAUAGAGAUGCUAUCCUUAACAACAAGGAAACUAUAAAAGAUAAAGUAGUACUUGAUCUGGGAUGUGGAACGGGAAUACUAUCAAUGUUUUCAGCUACAGCUGGAGCUAAGGCAGUUAUUGCCGUUGACCAAUCAGAUGUCAUAUACCACGCAAUUGAUAUUAUAAGAGAGAACAAUUUGGAUAAAAAAAUUAAGACAAUAAAGGGUCGGCUUGAAGAUACAGAUUUAGACCAAAAAGUUGAUGUAAUUGUAUCUGAGUGGAUGGGAUACUUUUUACUAUUUGAAGGCAUGUUAGAUAGCGUAAUUUACGCUAGAGAUACAUGUCUCAAUCCUGGAGGUUUGUUACUACCAAACAAAUGUACUAUAAGUCUAGUCGCCAACGGCGAUGUUGAUACGCAUAAGAAAUUAAUUGAAUUCUGGUCCGAUGUUUAUGGAUAUAAAAUGAACUGCAUGAAAUCAGAAGUUGUUAGAGAAGCCAGCGUAGAUGUGGUACCGGCCAAGUGUAUCAUUUCGGAACCAUGCAUUGUGAAGGACAUUGAUUUAUAUACCUGUAAUACAAAUGUUGUUAAUUUUACAUCACCAUUUAAGCUAACAGUUACAAAUGACGGUGCAAUAACUUCUUUGGUUGGAUAUUUUGAUACAAUCUUUGAUCUGCCCAAUAGUGUAUCAUUUACCACUGGACCUCAUGGAACACCGACACAUUGGAAACAAACUGUGUUUUACUUCAGAGAUUGUAAGGAGGUUAAAAAAGGUGAUAUCGUUGAAGGUACAAUAACUUGUAGCAGACAAAAGACCGAUGUUAGGGCGCUUGCGGUACAAAUAAAUAUAUUUGGUAAAAAUCACAAAUAUAUUAUCAGCUAAUGACUAUUUGUAUGAGCAGAAAGCAUUUUUUAAGGUAUCAUAUGCUUUGCAAUGCUAAGCGUAGAGAGUUUGACUUUCUGCCUUUUUUUAGGGAUAUUAUCUUUUUAGAUGGCUAUUUGCAAUGGCUAUUGGAUUGCUUUUAUCCAGCAACAUUUAAAAUAAUAACAAUUGUCUAAAUAUAAUUGAUUCUAUUGUAUGGAAUAUUAAAAAGGUUCUAUGUCUAUUUUUGAAUUAUAUACAAAGAUGUAUUGUUACCGAGAACAUGACAAUAGAAGUGAUUUUUUUAUCAUUGGUUUUAUGGGUACAGGUACAUUUAAGUAUUUGUACCCUUGUAUUGCUGUGUCUGAAAUAAAACAAAUAUGCUAAGAAAAA
Danaus plexippus (monarch butterfly) is the source of this 2053-nucleotide messenger RNA. RefSeq names its product protein arginine N-methyltransferase 1 (gene Art3). Gene Ontology annotation, molecular function: protein-arginine N-methyltransferase activity. NCBI's taxonomy places the organism in Eukaryota, Metazoa, Arthropoda, Insecta, Lepidoptera, Nymphalidae. Gene Ontology annotation, cellular component: nucleus. The coding region runs from base 116 to 1681 and encodes 521 amino acids. The transcript has a single exon. Gene Ontology annotation, biological process: peptidyl-arginine methylation. The record is from RefSeq and is a predicted model, not a curated record.